AUGUCUGAAAAACGUGAAACCGGAGUGGAUUUUUCAAUUGAGGAGAGGGGGCAGUUGUCUCCAACCUCAAAUAACGUGUUCGAUCAGAUCACGGAAGAAAAAUAUGACCAAAGCAAUGUGGUCACCACAAAUGUUCCACAGUUAACUCUGGAGAGAACGCUCUCUAUUAGAUAUCGCACUUUAUCCAUCCAGACCUCGGAUAGUAUUCAAGCCGCAAAGCACAAAGUCCCGCAGAAGGGAAAGAAAGCAG
This is a messenger RNA of Acaulospora colombiana, 250 nucleotides long. Lineage: Eukaryota; Fungi; Glomeromycota; Glomeromycetes; Diversisporales; Acaulosporaceae. The record is from the annotation of a GenBank genome assembly.